UCUAAUCCCUCCCUCAUCCUUCUUCUAGCGGACUUUCCCAGUUCUCGCUUCUCCCUCCCAGUAAAAUCAUUCGCCUAGACUCAGCUGCACAGUUUUCUCAUCAACCAUUUGGUAGCUUACAGUGUAUCUGUGCCCACACACCCGAACAGCAGUCGAUGAAAGAAUGCGUUGGAUGAAGUAGUUGUGGCGCAGCGAACGGACUGGAAGACAGACUUCUCCAAGAAUACUUCUUUACGCACACAAAGGAUGCGCGCGCCAGGAUAUGGCACUGCGAGCAGGGAGAAGAUAAAUAGUCCUCCAACAGAAUCCUGUCAAGGGGGACUAGUUGAAAACCAACAGUGAAACGCAUGGCUGUGGUCUUCUUUUUGGAUUUAUGUGUCUUGACCUGUAGCAAUAUCGGAUCUCCAUUUUCUUAUUUUUUCCUGUUUGCUUUGCUAUCGAAGAUUUCCGGGGAAGCUACAUGAUGAGAUGGACAGUCUUUCUGUUAGGCUACUUGUUGGUCAAAGUUAUGGCACUGCUGUGCUCCGCGGACGGUGCACAAGGACAGGAGAUGGAGGGCUUUAUAAUGAUAACGGGGUCUAACGGCUCUAGAGAUGAGGAGAACGUCGUUACAGAAGCCCCGCAUUCAGAGGAUAAAUGCCGCGGAUACUACGACGUGAUGGGUCAGUGGGACCCGCCGUUCGUUUGCGAAACGAACGACUAUUUGUACUGCUGUGGCACCUGUGGCUUCCGAUUUUGCUGCGGGCUCAAAGAAUCCCGUUUGGAUCAAAGCACCUGCACAAAUUAUGACACUCCAAAGUGGAUGUCAUCUGGUCAAACUCCAUAUAAGAAGGCAAUUCCAAGUCAGGAUCGGACCAAGGACAGUACAAACUUUAUUGUGUAUAUCAUAUGUGGAGUGGUUGCAAUCAUGGCACUUGUCGGGAUAUUUACAAAACUUGGACUUGAAAAGGCACAUCGACCCCAAAGAGAAAAUAUGUCUAGAGCCGUAGCAAGCGUCAUGCAGAGUGCCUGUUCAGCAGAACAUGAAGGGGCCAUUGCAAUGCACGCCCAGCACUAUGACACCAUGCAAGCAAGGGCUAGCAACUUACAAGGCGGGCAGAUCAACAACAGCGUGCCCCAGCAGCACCCGUAUCCUGUGCUAAGCCAGAUAGCACCCAUGUAUGAGCAGCAGCAGCCUGGCAAGGAGCUCAACAAAUACGCCUCCCUUAAAGCUGUCGCGGAUAGAGCCAAUGGUGACUUCUACAACAAACGCCGCCAUAUGUCCGAAACAGCAUCAAAGGGAAGCCUGCCCCUUCAUCCCAUGCGGAUGGAGCUCCAUGAACCUACAGCCAAGUACAUCACCGAGAUCCCCUGCUCCAAGCAGAAUGGACAGAAGCCCAAGAGCAGCAAAGUACAUGGAUCUGGAGCUGGACCGGGAACAGGACAAGGACCUGGAAUGGGAAUGGGAAUGGGAGUAGGUUUGGGUGGAGGAGGACAAGGAAUGGGGUCAGGGAUGGGCCAAGGAAUGGGAGGAACGUUAGGACCAAGAAUGGGGUCAGGAAUGGGAUCUGGAAUGGGAGGAACGUUAGGGCCAGGGAUGGGUUCUGGAAUGGGUUCUGGAAUGGGUUCUGGAAUGGGAGGAACAUUAGGGCCGGGAAUGGGGUCAGGAAUGGGUCAUGGGAUGGGAGGAACAUAUGGACCGGGAAUGGGGUCUGGGAUGGGAGGAACUUUGGGACCAGGAAUGGGGUCUGGAAUGGGGUCUGGAAUGGGUCAGGGGAUGGGUCAGGGGAUGGGUCAGGGGAUGAGUCAGAGGAUGGGGCCAGGGAUGAGUGGAACAUUAGGACCAGGAAUGGGGACCGGGAUGGGAGCAGCAAUGGCAGCAGGUGCAGGGAUCGGAGCAGCAAUGGGAGGGACAUUAGGACCAGGAAUGGGUUCGGGAAUGGGAGGAGGCAUGGGAACGGGAAUGAGGUCAGGAGGGCGGUCUGGCGGGGCGUCAGGUAUGCACACGCUGACCUACAGCUCCAACACCAUAGCCACCCCUGGCAUGCUCAAGGGCUGGGACGGGACAGAGACGGUGGGCCGGCGCAAGAUCUACGGUCCCCGCAAGUCGCAUCCGGUGGACCAGCCGAACGAGCUCCACACUGCCCGCAGCCACCACUACCUACCGACCCAGCCCUACUUCGUCACCAACAGUAAGACGGAAGUAACCGUAUGAGAAGAGGGCACCCAUGUGGUUCUCUGCAGAGAAGUACAGCAGUGUUCCCCAAUGGGCCGUCUGUCUCUGUCCAGGGCAUAUAUGUGCACAGCAGCGCCUUCCAGUGGAUGGGAGGGGGUGGCGGUGGGAGGCGAACAUGUUUUUUUCAUGGUUGUCAGUCAACGGCGUCCAGGUUGUGGAGAAUAAAGAGUUAACUGUCUGUGAGAACCUUGACUAGAAUCCAAUUCCACAGUGUCAGUGAAUUAUCAACACGGAUAAGGAAUUAUUAGAGGAUUCAGUGGGAUUGCCAUUGACUGUAUGGAAAUAAUUUACACAAGCAAUACAUAAAAAUUCAUAGGACCGUGUCAAAGCAAUGGCAAAAAUGGCAAGACUCAAAGGACUGUAACAUCAUGCCCGACUGUAAGGAACAAUCAUGGAACUCCACUUAACCAAUAGCAACCCUCUCUCACCAGUUUUAAGGGGCCAUGUAUUCAUAUUAUGCCCUGUGUGUGUAAUCCUUUAAACAGAGACACAAAUUCUCUGAAAUCUCUGCAUGGACAAACGGUGUUCACUGCCUCUAGACGCACUGAAAUGCUGGUGGGAGCCCAGUGCGGUGGGUGGACGGCAGCCGAGGCCGGUUUCUGGCCCGCGGGAUGUGCCAGUGACCCCUGGUCUGCGUAAAAACAACUCGACAGUGGGCUCCACUCCCUGGACGUUUGGGCUGUCCGUCUUCUCGUAGCUACCGUGUUGCUGUCCAACAGACGAUCACAGACCAAGACUGCAGAAGCUUGGUCAAUCAAUGGUUAUCUAUGGCCAAACUGUGGGCUUGCUUACAAACAUGCCUUGCCAUUCAUUGUUUUCUCUCUCUCUUUCUAUCUCUCUCUCUCUCCGAACCCCCCCCAUCUCCUACUGCUUGCCCUGACAGACCUCUUUCUGAUUCAUUUUGUUAGACCCACCCAACAGAGAGCUGAUUAAUGUCAGUGCAAGAGGAUAUUUUUCAUUCGGUUUAGCAUUUUCAACCCGGGUUGUGAAAAACCUCAUUUAGGCAAAGAGGAACCCGCUAUUCCGGAGACACUGAGGUGAAGCGAGAGAGUGAAGCCAGAAAAUUAUCUUCUUUCCCAGAAAAACUUGCAGCUCCCAUGCCCAGAUAUUUUUCAAUUUACAUCAAGCAGGUCCAUGAAUUGCACACAACACAGAAAAAUGUCUGGCGAAGAGUUGUGUUAUAGUAGUGUGUUUUGUUUUGAUAUCCUUUUAAUACUGUUUAGCCUGUUAGCCUCAUUCAAAUGAGAGAGAGAAUGUGAUGACGCUGCCUCUCUGACGCUGUCUUUGAGGCUGCUAAGAUGCAAGUGACUGUCUAUAAGUGUACAUUCUAGAAGUUGACCAGUCACAAUUAAGCGUUGAACUUCUGUCUGCAUAAUGUGUGUGGUUGUUUUGAAUAGCAUUCAGUGCUGUCCCACAUGCUAAUUCUCACUGUGAUAGCUAAAAAAAACACUCACACACAGGUCACGGUGUCUGUGAUCUUCACCAAUAGGCUUAAUCCACAGACUGCGUAAUUAAGUUCAAUGAUGGCCAAUCUAGACCCAACAAUGUGCAUAUCUGGGAUGCUUGACCUGUCUGUGCCGCCCUGAGACUAGAGGGAAGUGUGGAAUUACAUGCGUCUGGGAUGAGAAUUCAUGGUGUGCUCCCAGAAACCCCCACCCUUCUGACAGGGCUGUGACUGACCACAAUCCCCAGUCUGUGGUGCAUUCCAAAACGGGCAGCCUUCAAAAAGCGCAGAGGAGGUGCCAUUUUAACGCUGUAACUGCCAUUUGCCAUUUUGUCACUUUGUCAAAUUCAGCUCUGAUUGAAUUCUAGCACAGCAUAGCACAACUCUAUACUUGUCAUACCUGUCUACUGUGGCAUGUUUUUUUUUUGUUUGUUUGUUUGUUAGAUUGCUGCCGCAUGUAGCUGAGAGGCGCCAGUAGAAAAUGAAAUACUUAAAUGGAGUACACCUGGAUGGAAAUUGCCAAAGAGAUUCUGAUUUUACCCUCCCAAACAUAAUUAAGGGUUAGUGUUAAUUUUUUUUAGUCAUAAUCACAGAAUUCAUUGAUUAAAAUAAUUAAUCCUGGGUUUAGUUUAAUUGUUUUGUUUAGAACGGCAUUGUGCCAAUCAAAUUAAGCCUUCCAAUUUGGAUCUGAUUUAGAGUUUUUGCUGAGAAGAAAAAAAAAUGAAAAUGGAAGCUCCAUUAUUUCACACUGUGCAGAAGUUCUGGCUGAAAAAAGGCGAGUAAGGAACGAGCGGUUGACUGAUUAAGGCCCAGGCUUUUUCAGAAGCAAAUGGAAGUUGGCUACGCCAGCCCCCCAUCUGGCUCCCAUUCACCUCAGCCCAGGUGCCAGGCAUGGGUGGUGCUUGAGUGGGCCCCACUUCUGGAGAGGCCUUCGAGCGGCGCCAGAAAUCAAAGUUUCUUCUCAGCUAGAGGCAGGCAAAUGGUGCAAGUGAAGGUGCAAGUGACCUAAUUAGCUGAAUCAGGCUCAUUCUUUUUUGCUCUCGCUCCCUCUGUCGUGUGCUCUGUUAAAGAGUGGGCUCAUUUCCAACUGGGGUUGUUCAGCUCAACCUUACUCAAGUCUCAAGUCUUACUGACUAAACAUGUGUUGAGAGUAGUGGCUUAUGGUAUCUGCUUUUGGUAUUUUCUUUGUUUUAGCCUGUAUCAAAUCUCUCUGGCCUAAAAACACAAAACCCCAAAUUAUUAUUGUAUUGAAUUGUUACUCUGUAUGGAUAGGCAUGAGACUUUGAGGCACUGUACAUUGAAGAAAAUGUGUCUAACAUAAUAAUAAAAUAAUUAAAACUAAAGAAAUUUUUUUUUACAAAAGAACAUGUUAAGGGCAACAGUUUAGCACCUUGUGGACUCACCCUGGGCAUGGUGACAUUUUUCUAGUGACAUGGAACACAGUGAUGCAGGGUUGUGGUAUGAGUGCAAAUGUUAGAGACUCUGAUGGGUUGAUUAUUCUUUUAUAUACUGAAAGGCUGCAGAAUACAUUUAAUGUGUCUAAAUCCAUCGUUUCGAUUAUGUUAUUGUAUCGUGAAGUAUCUCGGCAUUUGGUCACUCAGCUGAAAGUGAAUACAGAGAGCAAUGAGUGAUCAGAUGAGGUGCUCGUUAGUCAUUCAGCUCCCCCUCGCCAAGACAUGGCACAGAGAAGCAGGACAAAUGGUCCACUGAUGGCAAGAGAUCUCCACCGGGGCGAAAUCAAGCUCCCUUGUUCUGAUCCUCAGAGUGGGGCGAAGCCCACAGACAAAAAUCAUAAUUUGACUCACAGCAGAGAAAGCAAAAACACAAUCUGUCCCUUUUAGGGUUCCGUACAGCACAUCCCAAAUCCCACAGCAGUGAAUUUUGUGGGUGUUUAGAUAAAACUAUACCUCAUGGCAUCUCUGGUCCUUCUGAAGUUGAAUGUAGUGAGUCUAUAUCACCAUCUCUUUUCUGUCAGGUAAAUGUCAUGUCAAACCAUCAGCUUUUAAAGUCCUGCUUGCCUGUGACGCAUAUAGGUGAUCACUCCGGUGAUUUUUUUUGUUUCCAUCACAACAUGCAAUGGAUGGAUUGAACGAGAUUAUGUCUGAAGUAACACAACUGUAGUAUGCGAUGGAUUGAACGAGGUUAUGUCUGAAGUAACACAACUGUAGUAUGCGAUGGAUUGA
Alosa sapidissima (American shad) is the source of this 5842-nucleotide messenger RNA. RefSeq names its product shisa family member 9a (gene shisa9a). The transcript has 4 exons. Lineage: Eukaryota; Metazoa; Chordata; Actinopteri; Clupeiformes; Clupeidae. Bases 461 to 2194 code for a protein of 577 amino acids. Gene Ontology annotation, cellular component: postsynaptic membrane; AMPA glutamate receptor complex; postsynaptic density. Gene Ontology annotation, biological process: regulation of AMPA receptor activity; regulation of short-term neuronal synaptic plasticity. The record is from RefSeq and is a predicted model, not a curated record.